Messenger RNA from Aspergillus alliaceus, 2434 nucleotides. RefSeq lists its product as uncharacterized. NCBI's taxonomy places the organism in Eukaryota, Fungi, Ascomycota, Eurotiomycetes, Eurotiales, Aspergillaceae. The transcript is spliced from 5 exons. The coding region runs from base 235 to 1992 and encodes 585 amino acids. The record is from RefSeq and is a predicted model, not a curated record.
UCUUUCCUUGUCCCUCCAAUCUUUCUGCGGUGAAAUAUCAUCUCAAUUCAAUGUCUCAAAGAACUUCUAUGUCUUUAUUGGUACCCCCUUCUUCAUAGUCUAGCUUAACUCGAGCUCUGCCCGGUGGGGUACGGUUAUGUCCCUCUACCCCCCCGGGAACGUGGUAACUCGUCUCACUCCCCCUUGCCCGCCUUUUCAGUAGUGAGUCUCAAGACACCGAGCCAUCCGAUAUCUAUGUCUCGGUCCGAGAAAGUGGUGGCUAUGGACUCUACCGCAAGAACCAUUUCCGCCUUUUACUCCCAUUCAGGACCGAAGCCAGCAACCAUUACGCCACCGGAUCGACCUUCAUUCACAUUUAUUGACCAUGACGACGAUUUGAGUUCCAAACGAAUUAAAGACGCCAAUGCUCGCAGGGCCAUUCGCUCUCAUGUCAUGCGUGAUGUACGUAGGCGCGAGCGACUUGCUGGACUAAAGCGUGUCUCUAGACGUGAAGGGCUUGCAGGUAAAGCGGCUGCCCAACCAAAUCCCGAAGACUCGCCAUCGGAGCGCGUGUUACCCAUAAGGUCUACUAUUUCAUCCUCAGAGUCAAAUCUGCUCACGGGAAGGGGGCCAGCUUGUGAGGUUGUCAAGUUCAAAGAGAAACGGCGGCAGCAGCCAGAGAGGCGGCUCAUUAGCCACUCAGCAUCAACAAGCUCUAUUUCGAUUCCACUUCCCUUUCCUUCCUCGUGGCUUCUCGACCCAUUCAGUUCAUUGCCAGGUGCCGGUGAUGUUCCUAUUACGAUUAGUCGGCUGGUAUUUUACUGGGGGACUGUUUUUGUGCCGAUGACUUUCCCGACAGAAUACGCUCUUAAUGAGCGGGCUAAAAUGGAAAUGGCAGUCCAAUCUUCAUUUACAGACCCGGGCAGUUUCUUUGGCUUGAUGAGCAUGUGUGCUGCCCACCGAGCUGUUUUGGCUGGACAUCAUCCAGACCACCAAUAUGCUUCAGAAACCUCCUACCGGUUUUUGCACAAAGCAGACUACUACAUCAUGAAAGCCAAGUGCAUUCGUGAGAUGAAUAUCAAAUUGCGGAAUCCUAUUCUAUCGUUAAGCAACGAAGCAUUUGGCACAAUUAUUAACCUUCUUACGAGUGCGCUGAUAGUUGGGUUGUUUGAUGAAGCCCGUAUGCACCUCAGAGGCUUGAAACGCAUGGUGGAGUUACGAGGAGGGGUUGCAGACAAGGGUAUUCAUCAGUCCUCAAUGUUGGCUGCCAUUCUCGCGACUGAUGCAAAGGCUGCAUCGGGACUCAUGACCCAGCCAGUUUUGCCUUUGGUUUGGGGCUUGCAACCGGUGUCUACCAGCAUUCAGAAACGUAUAGCGCCCCCAAACACGUCAAAUUUGCAAAGACUGGGCAUCGCAUUUUUUUCUAAUCCUCAUCUCAGCUCUCCCUUGCUAAAUAUUCUGCUUGUUAUGCGUGAUCUAGUACUCUACAGCCAGGCUUGCAACGAGAACCCUGCUGUACUUUGCACAGAUGAUCACGUAUUUUUCCGCAAUCUUAAUCAUGAAGUUGAGCAUCAGCUCCUUAGUUACGUCUACUCAGAAUCCAACAUGCGAAGCAAAUCGUUUCCCGAGACCCUGCCAUACCUUCAUCCUAUAGAGGCGGUCACCAGAAUUGCUUCUAUUUGUUACUUAAAUCAUUUCCUAGUCGUAUCGCCCCCAUCGUCUGGGUUGGGCCGUGCGCUCACAAGACAUUUGAAGCAGGCUAUAGCUGAUUCUACUCGGUCACCGGUAUUUAAAGAGAAUCACGGUUUGUUGGUGUGGGCGCUUUUCAUUGGCGCUCAGGGCUCGGCUGGGCAGAUUGAACGCCCAUGGUUCAUUGAGCGUCUAUCCGGCAUUGCCCUGGUUUGUGGGUGGCGCACCUGGAGGCAGGUGUCCACCGUCUUGAUCGAUUAUUUCUACCUUCCUAGUACCAACGAGGUGGGCUGGACAUCUGUCUGGGAUGAAGCCAUGACUUGAUCAGCCAUGCACAUUGGAAGCACAAAGUGGGGGUUACUUUAUUCUCGUUCUGGUACAGCUCGCUCGGUGAUUAGCGCUAUAAGGUGUACAACGUUGGACCGAUGGCGGCGCGAGGCUGUUCGGCGAGCAACAACUGUAUAUAGAUUUCGCGAACGCCUUUACACUUGUACAUUUUGGUCAACCAAGAUUAGGGCUGAAGAUUCUAAGCACCAGGCUCUACUUAUCGAGGGCUAUUCGUUAAUAGUGGUAAUCCAUCACUCUGGAGGCUUCGGUAUGACUAAGGCAAAUGUUUCAACGUCUUCCAGCAGGAUCUGCAUGAAUAUACAUAUAUACGAUAAUAAUCUUCCUACCAAUUUUGUCAUUAUUAAUAGCACCUACCAUUGUCGACUACGUAAUCAAGCUGAUUUAGAUUAUCUGGGGUAAUUUAGAAGGAGAAAAGGGC